AUAACUGUGCAGGAGCGCGCACAGCCGUUAUCUGCAAACAUCUGACGCGUUGAACUUUAAGUAGAUUAUUUUAACAAAAUACAUACUAAAACCUCGUUUAGCAUAUUUAGUGGUUUCAUCUUCGAUUAUUUUCUCACUUAGUCGUUAAUAUACAUAAUAGUGACACUCAUUCCGGCGACUUGUUGAGAGCUUCAUCACUUCUGACGCUAAUCUGCUAACUCGCUCCAAGCGCUAAACUGCUUUCCACUUACAAACAACAUCUACAACUGCAGCGAGGCAAAACAUUUGUAACUAUUUCGACUUCAGUUUAGAUACUUCAUUUAAAUGGCUGACCAGUUUACUGAGGUUGAUAGUUUAAGAGAGACGCUGCGCGAGAGUCUGGAAACGGCUGACAAACGCCAGGAGGACAUCAGCAGACAGGAUGUUUUGACACGCAUUGAGAAUGUCAUUCAAACGAUAGUCAUCAAGGUGUCUAAAGGUGAAGCACCUUUGCUGAGAGUGACGAAAAGAUCCAGCUGGGCCAAUGUCAGAUUUCAGAAGUCUGUUGGUUUGGUGCUGAAGGCAGACGCCUCUGUAACGGCUCUCCAAUGUGACUGCCCAUCGUCAGCCACCAAAUUUGCCCUGAUUUUGAAGCUCUUGUCUGUUAUUUACAAACUUGUACAAAGUGACUCCUAUGCUACUAAAAGGGACAUAUACUAUAAUGAUCCACAGCUGUUUGGGACACAGAGGACCUUGGAUUCCAUCGUGGAUGACGUUUCAUGCUUGCUCAAGGUUCCUCGUAGGAGUCUGCAUGUUCUUGCAACAUCCAAAGGCUUCAUCUCAGGUGAUCUGUGUUAUUUGGAGGAAGAUGGCACAAAGGUGGACUGCAAUUCCAGCUCCACAGCUGUCCCUGUGUCUUCCAAUGUUAACGGAAUCAGAAACAUUGUAUCAUCUGCAAAAUUCGUUCUGAUAGUGGAGAAAGAUGCAACUUUCCAAAGACUACUGGACGAUGAUUUUUGUACCAGACUUUCUCCCUGCAUCAUCAUAACUGGUAAAGGGAUGCCUGAUGUCAACAGCAGACUGAUGGUGAGGAAACUGUGGGACGCGCUACACAUCCCAGUUUUUGCUCUGGUGGAUGCAGAUCCUCAUGGCAUCGAGAUCAUGUGCGUCUACAAGUAUGGCUCACUGUCAAUGGCCUUCGAGGCUCACAGUCUGACUGUCCCCAGUGUGCUGUGGUUGGGCCUCCUGCCUUCAGACAUCCAGAGGUACAGAGUGCCAAAGGAAACUAUUAUUCCAUUUUCUCAAGCAGAUGAGAAAAAAAUCAACAGCUUGAGGAACAGAACCUACAUCACCUGCCACCCUGCAUGGGAGAGAGAGGUAGAAAUGAUGCAGAAACUGAAGCAGAAAGCUGAGAUCCAGUCCCUGGCAUCUAUCGCCCCUCAUUUCCUCACUCGAGUCUACCUGCCAAAUAAACUGCACUAUGGAGGCUGGAUAUGAGCGUCUGCUGCCCUCUACUGGAAUAUAAAUGAAGUACAUGACUGAAGACUGUGCAGAUGUUACAGCGUGUUCUUACUUAAUGUUAGAAGAGCAGUUAUGUUGGAUUACCGUCACUGUUGACUAUGUGUUAUGAGCUUGAAUAUGCUACAAAUCAUUUUAGCUGCUACGUUGAAGCUGCUCGGGACUGUCACGUGUUUGCUUUGGUUGUGAAUAUAAUGGAAUAAAUAAACGAAACAAACCAUU
Messenger RNA from Ctenopharyngodon idella (grass carp), 1719 nucleotides. It is a transcript of the gene spo11, whose product is annotated as SPO11 initiator of meiotic double stranded breaks. The record is from RefSeq and is a predicted model, not a curated record. The coding region runs from base 325 to 1476 and encodes 383 amino acids. Gene Ontology annotation, biological process: reciprocal meiotic recombination; meiotic DNA double-strand break processing; meiotic DNA double-strand break formation. Gene Ontology annotation, cellular component: nuclear chromosome. Lineage: Eukaryota; Metazoa; Chordata; Actinopteri; Cypriniformes; Xenocyprididae. The transcript is spliced from 13 exons. Gene Ontology annotation, molecular function: DNA binding; ATP binding; DNA topoisomerase type II (double strand cut, ATP-hydrolyzing) activity.